Messenger RNA from Symbiodinium necroappetens, 870 nucleotides. NCBI's taxonomy places the organism in Eukaryota, Dinophyceae, Suessiales, Symbiodiniaceae. The record is from the annotation of a GenBank genome assembly.
AUGUCCAAGCGUAGGCAGGAGCUGAAACGGAAGGGCUGGGCAACUUUUGGGACCUUCGCGUUUUGCGUGCCGGGCGAGCCGGGCCGCAUUUCUCAAGAGGCCACAGAGUCGGAUCAGCCAAGGAAGGUUCCUGCGGCGGAGUUGGCGGCUCGCUAUGAUGUGCUGCAAAGCCGCGUGAAGCCGUUGCGGUUGGUGGAUCGGCUUGAGCCCUCGCAUGCCCUGGUUAAUCUUGCGGCACAGAUGAUCGAAGACCAGAGGGUCAAAUAUAUCGAGUGGUCGCGUUGCACCAGCCGUGCACAGGAGAUCAAUUCGGUUAAGGAGGACCACUCGUUGAAGAUGCUUCAGGGUGGACGCCAGGGCUCCGUUCGCUUGGUCGAGCCGGCGGCGAGGAUCACAGCUGAGACCAGGUCUGAUCUCCAGCUCAUGCAGGCGCUCCGGCAUCGGGGAGUGGCUUAUGAGCUUGCUGCCUUGAUGACUUUUGAAAAGCAUGAGGAGCUGAUCGAUAAACUCUUCCUGGAGUAUCAGCGUGAGCCUCUGGCAGGUUUCCAUGCGGUAUCAGUGGACCAGCUGCAGGCAGCGGAUCGCGAGGUGCAUGUCAGGAUGGCCGAGCUCACGCGGUCAGGGCUUGUGCCCGGAGCGGAUGGCGCACUGCCGUUGGAUGGCCCAGUCACGAGCGUCUUGGCGAGCUCGCAGAUCCAAUGGAUGCUGAUGCCCCGGCCGAAAGGCUCUGGCUCGGGACAUGGUGGGACGGGGGCCGAAGGAAAUCCCGAGAAGCCGGGAAAGCCGCCGAAGAAGCCUCCUCCCAAGAAGACUGAUCCGACGAAGGCGUCGGACAAGGAUCAGCAGGCUGAUCCUCCCGGGCACCCGCAU